Messenger RNA from Hibiscus syriacus, 1509 nucleotides. Its product is annotated as MLO-like protein 13. NCBI's taxonomy places the organism in Eukaryota, Viridiplantae, Streptophyta, Magnoliopsida, Malvales, Malvaceae. Gene Ontology annotation, cellular component: membrane. The transcript has 14 exons. The coding region runs from base 42 to 1484 and encodes 480 amino acids. Gene Ontology annotation, biological process: defense response. The record is from RefSeq and is a predicted model, not a curated record.
UUUUCAUUUCAUUUCCUUAGCACACGUGUGGAAAUUAAGAUAUGGCAGCAGCAGAAGAGCCAAGCUCUUUGCAGUAUACGCCGACUUGGAUAGUUGCUGUCGUUUGUUUUCUCAUUGUUCUCAUAUCUCUUAUCGCUGAACGAGGUCUUCAUCACCUUGGAAAGUUCUUGAAGCAUAAAAAUCAAGAUGCAUUGAACGAAGCAUUGCAGAAACUGAAAGAAGAACUGAUGUUAUUAGGGUUCAUCUCCCUUCUACUGACCGUCUUUCAAGGUCUAAUAAGUAAAAUGUGCGUCCCUGAUUCUUUCGUGUCAACCGUUCUUCUUCCAUGCAAGCCGCCUAGUGAAGGCAGACCUCAUAAAGAAUAUUCUCUUCAUGCAAUAAACAACAGACGGCGCCUGUUCUCGACGGAGACCACCUUAGAGCAUUGCUCUAAGGGAAAGGUCCCUUUAUUGUCACUGGAAGCAUUGCAUCAGCUACACAUCUUCAUCUUUGUAUUGGCAGUUGUUCAUGUAAUAUAUUGUGUCAUUACGAUGGUUCUUGGAGGAGCAAGGAUAAAACAAUGGAAACAAUGGGAAGACUGGAUUCAUGAGAAUAGAAGUGAGGAUACACUUCAGCGCCAUUCGUUUAUGACGCAACAUGCGAAAGGAGGUUGGAAAAAGACGCAUAUGGUGACAUGGAUCAGGUCAUUUUUCAAGCAGUUUUACAACUCUGUUACCAAGUCAGAGUACAUAGCACUUCGAGAAGGGUUUAUCAUGGCUCAUAUCCCAAGCGAUCCUGAAUUUGAUUUCCACAAAUACAUGAUGCGAACCCUCGAAGUGGACUUCAAAAAAGUUGUCGGCAUAAGUUGGUACCUGUGGCUAUUUGUGGUGAUGUUUUUGCUAUUUAAUGUGAAAGGAUGGCAUAUGUAUUUUUGGCUAUCGUUUCUCCCUGUUGUUCUUCUGCUUGUUGUGGGCGGUAAACUAGAGCAUGUAAUCAUUCGAUUAGCUCAGGAUGUGGGUGAAAUGAAGGACAAAGGUGAAGCAGCACGAGUUAAACCUUCUGACGAGCAUUUUUGGUUUAAAAGGCCUGCUAUCAUUCUUCACUUGAUUCACUUCAUCUUGUUUCAAAACGCAUUCGAACUGGCUUUCUUCUUCUGGAUCUUGAGCACGUAUGGAUUCCGGUCAUGCAUCAUGGAAAAGGUCGGGUUUAUCGUCCCUAGACUUAUAAUGGGCGUGAUCGUUCAAGUUUUGUGUAGCUACAUCACCUUGCCUUUGUAUGUUCUAGUUACACAGAUGGGUAGCAAAUUCAAGGAAGGGAUGUUUGGAGAGCAGACUCAGACUAAAAUAGAGGAUUGGCUUUCAAGAGGCAAAGAUCAAGCGAGUAAGAGGGACUCAUCUGUUUCUGGUGCAAGACAGACUGAUAGGAUGGAAAAAGAAGCAUAUGAAAGCAUACAAAUUAUAGAGCAAGAUGCAAUGUGUAGUGUUGUAGAAACACUACAAAACUGAUAACUGAGUUGUAGUGUGUACAAGA